Molecule: messenger RNA, 1822 nt
Organism: Spathaspora passalidarum NRRL Y-27907
Lineage: Eukaryota; Fungi; Ascomycota; Pichiomycetes; Serinales; Debaryomycetaceae
Exons: 1
Coding region: 115-1293 (392 amino acids)
Source: RefSeq, a predicted model, not a curated record
AGUACGAAUUUUCAUGCCUUGUUUUCGUAAAUACUUCUAUGAACAUUUAAAUGAGUCGAAUUCUUCAAAACUGACCGGUAAAUUUUGUUCACUUAACGAGAAUUAACUUCUGGCAUGAUGAGUGCUGAUUUUUUUUUAAAAGUCGUGACGAUACCAUAUAUCGUGGCCAGAAUCACAUUUGAAUACUACACAUACGGUACCCCUUAUUCAAAAACUAAUAAUGAAUUUAAAAACUCUCUCUACAAAAACUUGUUACUUGCCAUUGAAUACCAUGUGUGUGGGAAUUAUAAAAAGCAAGACAUGAAACUUGUAUGCUACCAACCAAUCGAAGAUCUCUUUGCCAAAUAUAAGUCACUGUUACUAACUGCGCAAUUAAAUAAUUUUGGUACAAAAUUUGAUGAACAUGGCUAUUGGAUUCAUCAAGCAGAAACCAAGGAUAACGUAUUGGUUUAUCUUCAUGGUGGAGGAUAUUUGUUGAAUUUAUUUGACUGCCAAUUGGUGUUUGCUGGUGCGUUACAUUAUGCCUUGGAUGAUCAUACCCAAACCAACACUUCAAUUAUGGUUCUAGAUUAUUCAUUAACAAUGUUUGAUAAAGUUUAUCCUACCCAACUCUAUGAAGCACUUGUUAACUAUAAGAACUUGGUAGUUGGUGGAUAUAAAUCUAUCUCCUACAUUGGUGAUUCAGCAGGAACCCAUCUUGCUCUUGGUGUUGCUAGAAGUCUAGCAUAUCCCCAUGAAAUUAUCUCCCAGUUCACAAAUUUCCCAGAAUUCAAUUUCAGUGCCGAUUUUUUUAAAUUAAACGAACAAGAACAACUCCCUCAACCAAAAUCACUCAUUUUAAUUUCACCUUGGGUACAACCUUGUACACCUCCAUUAGUUCCCAACCGCCGUGGUAUAAAUACUUGGGGGGAUCUAGGCGCUGAGGAUAUAACUUUGGGUAAUUUCUUCCUUGGUAACAACAAUAUUCAUUUGAUCAAUAAUUUCUUUACAUUUACGAAUACCAAUUUCGAUGAACAUUGGGCUAAAGUUGAACCGAUCAAUAAUGGCAACACUAUGAUCAUCGUUGGUGAAAGAGAAGUGUUGCGCGAUAGUGUCGAUGACCUUUACGAAAUUAUUAAUAAAUUGGGCACAAUAGAAUAUUAUGUGGAAGAAGGUGGUAUCCAUGCAGGGUUGGUAUAUGUUGAAAGCUUGGAUUAUUAUGGUGAUUCUGGAAGUAAGAAAGCCAUCCGUGGUGAUUUUAAUAAUAAGUAUGCAUUUAAUCUUGUUGCUGAUUUCCUUAGUAGAAGAAAGUAAUUACUCUAAACUAUAGAAAAACUUAUGUCUAAUGAAAUAUUUAAUCUGCUUUGUAAAUUAGAUCUAAAUGUAAAAGAUUCUCGGGAUACCAUUCUCUCCUCUUCUAAAUGAAAUAUAAUGAUAUGGUAAGUUCUAUUUUUAGACUGAUUUCAAUAAAGGGGGGGGGAGGGUUUUAAUUGCUUUAACAAACGAAGUUUUAGAUGAAACGAGGGAUGUACACAUUGUUAAUGAGAUCCCUUUAGCCUCUUACAUCAUACCACAUCAUACCACCAGAAACUUACUUUUAUUGCUAUUUGAAAGUGUCUGGUGGUGGCUAUACGACCACUUUUUUUUUUUCAAAUGGAGAAUGCGGUUAUAAUUGCCGAAAAGCAAUGCCCACAACAAAGAGAUUACAUAAAUGUUGGUGUUGAACUUGGUACAUAGUUAACCCUUGCUUCUAACAAGGCUGUGUGUAUAUAUUUGUUGUUUUGGCUUUUGAGACUUUAUCCGUAGUAUCCGCUUGUAAGAAACGUGAAUUCUAUCUCUUGCU